Molecule: messenger RNA, 2795 nt
Organism: Chrysochloris asiatica (Cape golden mole)
Lineage: Eukaryota; Metazoa; Chordata; Mammalia; Afrosoricida; Chrysochloridae
Gene: CCDC186
Product: chromosome unknown open reading frame, human C10orf118
Exons: 15
Coding region: 28-2751 (907 amino acids)
Biological process (GO): vesicle cytoskeletal trafficking
Cellular component (GO): trans-Golgi network
Molecular function (GO): small GTPase binding
Source: RefSeq, a predicted model, not a curated record
AGGAAGAUCAGGAGCAGAUCUGAAGAAAUGCAGAGUGAACUGCUGCCAGUAAGCAUGUCAGAGACAGGGCACAUAGCCUCCACUUCCACUGAUGAAAAGGUAGAAAAAGCACCCGUAGACUCCUGCAGCUCGUUUUCUGGUGAUGGAAGCAACAGCUUAGAAAAUGAGUCGAAACCAUUGUCACCAAGCUUCAGUACGACUUUAUGUCAACCUAAUGAACACAGUCACCAAACUGAAGCACAAGAAAAUGCUGUCUCAGAUCAUGGUGGAGGGGAGGAUUCUUGUGCUAAAACAGACAUAUGCACAGAAAAUUCUGAACAAAUAGCUAAUUUUCCUGGUGGCUAUUCUACAAAGCAAGUUUCAAAAGCAAAUGACACCGAGCAGACAGUAACUGAAAUAUUGGUGGAAUUAAGGUCGUCUACAUUUACAGAAGCAGCUAAUCAAAAGGCUUAUUCAGAAAGUCCCUAUGACACAGACUGUACCAAGAAACUUAUUUCAAAAAUAAAGAAUGUUUCAGCAUCAGAGGACUUGUUGGAAGAAAUCGAAUCUGAGCUCUUAUCUACAGACUUUGCAGAUGAACACCGAGUACCGAAUGGAAUGAAAAAGGGGGAGCACGCGUUAGUUAUGUUUGAGAAAUGUGUCCACGAAAAGUAUUUGCAGCAGGAGCAUACCAUAAAGAAAUUAAUUAAAGAAAAUAAGAGACAUCAAGAGCUCAUUAUAGAUAUUUGCUCAGAAAAAGACAAUUUAAGAGAAGAACUAAAAAAAAGAACAGAAACAGAGAAACAGCAUAUGAGCACAAUUAAACAGUUGGAAUCAAAACUAGAAGAGCUUAAUAAAGAAGUCAAAGCUUCCAAAGAUAAAUUAGUAGCUCAAGAUAUUACAGCUAAAAAUGCAAUUCAGCAGUUACACAGGGAGAUGGCCCAUCGGGUGGAACAGGUCAACAGAAAAUGUGAAGAGGCACGCCAAGAGAAAGAAGCGAUGGUGAUGAAGUAUGUGAGAGGUGAGAAGGAGUCCUUAGACCUUCGCAAGGAGAGAGAGACACUCGAGAGAAAACUGAGAGAUGCAAAUAAGGAGUUUGAGAAAAACACUAACAAAAUUAAACAGCUUUCUCAGGAGAAAGGAAGGUUGCACCAGCUGUUUGAAGCAAAGGAAGGCGAAGCAGCUAGGCUCACCAGAGAGGUAGACAAAUUAAAAGAAGAUGUCAACUCUCACAUCAUUAAAGUAAAAUGGGCACAAAACAAAUUAAAAGCUGAAAUGGAUUCACACAAGGAAACCAAAGAUAAACUCAGAGAAACAACAACAAAGUUAACCCAAGCAAAGGAAGAAGCAGAACAGAUACGAAAAAACUGUCAGGACAUGAUAAAGACAUAUCAGGAGUCAGAGGAAAUUAAAUCAAAUGAGCUUGAUGCCAAGCUCAGAGUCACCAAAGGAGAACUUGAAAAACAAAUGCAAGAAAAAUCGGACCAGUUAGAGAUGCACCAUGCCAAAAUAAAGGAACUGGAAGAUCUAAAGAGGACGUUUAAGGAGGGCAUGGAUGAGCUGCGAACAUUGAAAACAAAGGUAAAAUGUCUAGAAGAUGAGCGAUUAAGAACAGAAGAUGAAUUAUCAAAAUACAAGGAAAUUAUUAAUCGCCAAAAAGCUGAAAUUCAGAAUUUAUUGGACAAAUUGAAAGUUGCAGAUCAGAUUCAGGAGCAAUUUCAAAGUGGUCAACAAGAAAUUGAAACUUUGAAGGAAGAUGUGGAAAGUCUUAAUUCUUUGAUUAAUGAUCUGCAAAAAGACAUCGAAGGCAGUAGGAAAAGAGAGUCUGAGCUCCUCCUAUUCACAGAAAGGCUGACUAGUAAGAACGCACAGCUGCAGUCCGAAUGCAACUCUUUGCAGUCCCAAUUUGAUAAGCUUUCCUGUAGUGAAAGUCAGUUACAAAGCCAGUGUGAACAAAUGAAGCAGACAAAUAGUACUUUGGAAAGUAGACUGUUGAAAGCAGAAGAACUGCGAAAAGAGGAAGUUCAGGCACUACAAGCUGAACUCACUUGUCGGCAAACAGAAGUUAGAACACUGAACACCCAGGUAGAAGAAGUAAAAGAUGAAUUAGUAACUCACCGACGUAAACAUGCUUCUAGCAUCAAAGAUCUUACCAAACAACUUCAGCAAGCUCGGAGAAAAUUAGAUCAGGUUGAAAAUGGAAAUUAUGAUAAAGAAGUCAGCAGCAUGGGGAGUCGCUCCAGUUCAUCAGGAUCGCUUAAUGCUAGAAGCAGUGUAGAAGACCGAUCUCCAGAAACUACCGGGUCUUCAGUAACUGUGGAUAACUUUCCAGAAGUGGACAAGGCCAUGCUGAUUGAGCGGAUCGUGAGGCUGCAGAAAGCACAUGCCCGGAAAAAUGAAAAGCUAGAAUUUAUGGAGGACCAUAUAAAACAACUGGUAGAAGAAAUUAGGAAAAAAACCAAAAUAAUCCAGAGUUACAUUUUACGGGAAGAAUCAGGCACACUUUCUUCAGAGGCUUCUGACUUUAAUAAAGUCCAUUUAAGCAGACGGGGUGGCAUCAUGGCAUCUUUAUAUACAUCUCAUCCAGCCGAUAGUGGAUUAACACUGGAACUCUCUUUGGAGAUCAAUCAAAAAUUACAGGCUGUUUUGGAGGAUACAUUACUAAAAAAUAUUACAUUGAAGGAGAAUCUUCAAACACUUGGAACCGAAAUAGAACGCCUUAUUAAACACCAACAUGAACUAGAACAGCGGAUGAGGAAAACUGAACACUAAGUAGUACUCAGUCGACAGGCAAGAGCUGCACAGGGCCAGGUGCC